Messenger RNA from Trichoderma aggressivum f. europaeum, 855 nucleotides. RefSeq lists its product as uncharacterized. The record is from RefSeq and is a predicted model, not a curated record. Bases 1 to 855 code for a protein of 284 amino acids. NCBI's taxonomy places the organism in Eukaryota, Fungi, Ascomycota, Sordariomycetes, Hypocreales, Hypocreaceae. The transcript has a single exon.
AUGGCAAAACGGAAAUCCGACGCCGAGGCGCCUUUGGCCCCCAAAAGGGUGAAAUUGCAGCAACCAGCCACUCACGAUGCUGUUCACGAUGCUGUUCACAAUGGCCAGAUUCCCGACAUUCACGCACGGCACUCGCCAGACUCGGCGCCGCCGUCGACGGCCAGUCCCGAAGGACAACCACGGCAGAAGCGCAAGAGAACACUAGACUCUCAGUCCGAUUCUCAGUCCAACUCUCAGUCCGACCCUCAGCCCGAUUCCCCGUCCGACGACGAUAUCGAGCAUCUCGAGGAACCGGGCGCAAAGCGGGCUCGGAUUAGUUCAAGUCCCGAAUCGCCAGACCCGAGCUUGGAGCCGUGGCCAAGCGUCGGAUACGAUCCCCGCGAAGUAGAACUAAGCUGGUGGGAGCAGCUCUUCAUCCGAUCACACAGGGCAGCCAUGCUACUCCACGAACAAUACGACAGCGACAUCGACACAUCCGCCGAUGACCAAAAUCCGCUACCAAGCCCAGAGCCUUCUGAUCAAGACGUGAACGAAAGCCAGGAAUGGGAGUUUCCAACCGUCCACUCCACCAAUGAGCCGCAAUCUACAGCACAAACUUCCAGACUGCUCUCCCGCCAACGCCGCAGACAACGUGACGCAACACCACCUCCUCAAAGAAAACGGCGACAACCUCCCAAGACGGACAAGGAUGGAGAGAACAAGCGGAACAAACGGAACAAGACACAACGUGAAGCUCCUUCACCCGCUGUCGAGGCAUUUUUGCAAACAAAACGAUCAUCCAGACGGGACCCCAACUGCAAACUAUGGCAGCUAGGCGACGAUGGCACGGCAUGCACAGUGUCGAGGGUGAGGUGA